Molecule: messenger RNA, 1071 nt
Organism: Dendrobium catenatum
Lineage: Eukaryota; Viridiplantae; Streptophyta; Magnoliopsida; Asparagales; Orchidaceae
Product: transcription factor bHLH85-like
Exons: 5
Coding region: 1-1071 (356 amino acids)
Biological process (GO): protein folding; regulation of transcription by RNA polymerase II
Cellular component (GO): nucleus
Molecular function (GO): ATP binding; ATP hydrolysis activity; RNA polymerase II cis-regulatory region sequence-specific DNA binding
Source: RefSeq, a predicted model, not a curated record
AUGGAUCCUGAGGGAGUGGCGUCGAAAUCGAGAUGGAGCUCCUUCAACUCAACAAUGGCGACGGAGGCGUCCGAGUUAUUGGCUCAAUUCCUUGGUAUCCCUACUUUCUCCAAUGAGCUAGAACAUGAUCCAAGCAUGUUCUUGCAAUCCUUGCUCUGGUCUGAUCAUGGAAUUGAUCCUUACUAUGGAUCUCAAGAUGUCAACACAAAUAUGUGCUAUUGGCCUAUGGAGAAUAGCUGCAAUUUUAGUUCCUUGAGCAACUCAAACAAACAGAUUUCAGAAUAUGAAAGUUACUACAACAACAUGGAGCCAAAUAUGAUGCCAACAAUAGGAAUAAGAUCUGAACCAACACUAUUGUGCAUGGAAGAAGAUAAUAUAAAUACCACAUCGUAUAAGACAGAUCAAAGAAAUCAUUUUGAUGAUAAGAAUUUCAUGAAUGAUGGUGAAGGUAUAGGAACAACUAAGAAAUCACAAGGCAUGAGAAAGAUUCAAGUUUGCGACCGUGUCAUUGAUUCCAUCAAUAUUCAAACCUCUGAUAAGAAGAGAAUCCGAGCCUCAUGGCAGGAAGGAAAGAGUACUGGUAAGAGUUCAAAAUCCAAGAAGGCUGAUGUGAAUGUUGAAGUUGGGGAAGAAGAAGUGGACAAUGCUUCUGCUCAUAUUGUGCAAAGUUCUAGCUGUUACAGCUCUAAAGAUGAGGCUAACACUUCACAAGAAUUGAAUGGAGGAGAUGGCACGAGCACAAGCACGAGCUUGAACGGAUCGAUGGUGUCUCUAAAUUCAAAUGGAAAGAAGAGAGCAGGUAGAGGAUCUGCAACUGAUCCACAGAGCCUGUAUGCAAGGAAAAGGAGGGAGAGGAUCAAUGAGAGAUUGAAGAUACUGCAGAAUUUAAUCCCAAAUGGGACCAAAGUAGACAUCAGCACAAUGCUGGAAGAAGCAGUUCAGUAUGUCAAGUUUCUGCAGGUUCAAAUCAAGCUUUUUAGCUCAGAUGAACUAUGGAUGUAUGCACCAAUAUCUUACAAUGGGAUAAAAAUUGACCUUGAUCUGAAGAUGUCUCCAUUUAAAAUUGGCUAA